AUGCUGUCUGCAUUGAUCGCUCCCUUCAAGUACAUGAGCCCUGGGGCAGGCAGCAUAGAGGAUGAGGACAAUCUAAGUACGAGCAGUACGGAGGUCAAAGAGAACCGGAAUAUCGGGAACCUGGAGGACCUUGCUAUUGCAUCCUCGGACCGUCAGUCACUCUUCUGUUCCGAUCCGUCCAGAGGCGGGACUUCCGGCUUGAAAAGGAAACGGCCGUUGGAAGAGGACAACAACGGACACCUCUGCAAACUGCGACUCUUCUACAAGAAAUUGUCAUGGUCUGACACACCAAAGAACGCCCUUGUUCAGUUGAACGAGCUACGGCCAGGUCUCCAAUACCGGAUGGUGUCUCAGACUGGACCCGUGCACGCUCCUGUCUUCUCCAUCGCAGUGGAGGUAAAUGGGCUAACCUUCGAGGGCACGGGCCCUACCAAAAAGAAAGCCAAAAUGAGGGCGGCCGAAUUGGCCCUCAAGUCCUUUGUCCAGUUCCCCAAUGCCUCCCAGGCACACUUUGCCAUGGGCAGCCUGGCGAACCCCUCAGCCGACUUCACUUCCGACCAAGCGGACUUUCCGGACACUUUGUUUAAGGGUUUUGAACCUCCUUCGUCGCACACCGAGAGCUUCCCCCGCUGCCGGUCCUCUGAAAACGAGCUCUUCUCCAGCACCCUCCGCCAUGGACGUUUGCUGCGCCACACACUGGACCUAAUGGUGCAGGCCAGGCAGGGUAAACAGAGGCUGGCUCCCCCGGUCACGGCCUCCGCCCCCAUGUCCGCAGAGCACCAUCCCCAACCCAGCGCCGUGGUGCUGCUCAAUGACCUGCGGCCUGGCCUGCGUUACGCCUGCCUCUCCGAGUGCACCCAGGGCAGACGGGCGCGCAGCUUCGUGAUGGCCGUGCGAGUGGACGGAAGGAUAUUCGAAGGUUCGGGCCGCAGCAAGAAACUUGCCAAGAAUCAAGCCGCACAGUGUGCCCUGCAGGCUCUCUUCAACAUCAGGCUGGCACCUGAGGGGCGAACGGACCAUAGGCCCAGCAGGAUUAAGUGCCCUCAUUUACCCCAGGAUUUUGCCGAAGCAAUAUUCCACUUGGUGAGGGAGAAAUACCUCGAGCUGGCAGGCAGCCCAUCCCCCACGCACGCACGCCACAAAGCCUUGGCAGGCAUCGUAAUGACCAGAGGUCUGGACCUAAGACAAGCUCAAGUGGUGGCACUGUCUACUGGCACGAAGUGCAUCAACGGAGAGUAUAUCAGUGACCAAGGGCUCGUCGUCAAUGACUGCCAUGCCGAAGUCAUGACGAGAAGGGCCUUAAUCCGCUUUCUCUACUCUCAACUGGAGCUGCACCUCAGCCAGAGGAAAGAAGACUGGGAGCAAUCGAUCUUUGUGCGCUGUAAAGAAGGCGGCUACCGGCUGAGGGAAAACAUCCUCUUCCACAUGUACAUCAGCACGUCGCCCUGUGGAGACGCCCGCCUCAACUCACCUUACGAAAUCACAGCUGACUUGAACAACAGCCGACCACUGGUAAAGAAGUUUCACAGCCACCUGAGGACUAAGAUCGAGUCAGGGGAAGGAACGCUUCCCGUGAGGUCGCAGACGCCUGUUCAGACGUGGGAUGGAGUUCUGCAGGGUGAGCGACUCAUCACCAUGUCCUGCACAGACAAGAUCAGCAGGUGGAAUAUACUAGGCCUGCAGGGGGCGUUGCUGAGUCACUUUCUGGAGCCAGUGUACCUGUCCAGCUUAACGGUGGGCAGCCUAAGACAUACGGGUCAUUUCUCCAGGAUGAUGACCCAGCGUCUGGAGCAGGUUGGACCUCUGCCCUUCACCUACAGGCGCAACCAGCCCCUUCUCAGUGGCUUAAGCAGCAGCGAGGGGAGGCAGUCUGGGAAGUCUCCGUGCUACAGCGUUAACUGGACGGCUGGAGACUCUCAGCUGGAAGUGGUCAACGCGUCUACGGGGAAGAGGAAGGACUCAGGAGCCCCGUCUCGACUCUGCAAGCACGCACUGUUCACACGCUGGGCAAGACUCUACCGCAAGGUGAGGCUAAACGUCCACACAGCCAGUCCAGUGGAAGCACCGUUGAUGUACUGUGAGGCUAAGUUGGCAGCAGGUUGCUAUCAGACUGUGAAGCAGCAGUGGAUGAAGUGUCUACAGGAGUCAGGACUGGGGACCUGGGUGAGAAAGCCACCAGAACAGGAGCACUUUCUCUCCUCUUUGUGA
This is a messenger RNA of Chanos chanos (milkfish), 2208 nucleotides long. RefSeq names its product adenosine deaminase RNA specific B2 (inactive) (gene adarb2). The coding region runs from base 1 to 2208 and encodes 735 amino acids. Gene Ontology annotation, molecular function: adenosine deaminase activity; double-stranded RNA adenosine deaminase activity; tRNA-specific adenosine deaminase activity. Gene Ontology annotation, cellular component: nucleolus; cytoplasm. The transcript has 9 exons. Gene Ontology annotation, biological process: RNA processing; adenosine to inosine editing. The record is from RefSeq and is a predicted model, not a curated record. Lineage: Eukaryota; Metazoa; Chordata; Actinopteri; Gonorynchiformes; Chanidae.